Messenger RNA from Neltuma alba, 579 nucleotides. Its product is annotated as ethylene-responsive transcription factor ERF021-like. The record is from RefSeq and is a predicted model, not a curated record. Gene Ontology annotation, biological process: regulation of DNA-templated transcription. NCBI's taxonomy places the organism in Eukaryota, Viridiplantae, Streptophyta, Magnoliopsida, Fabales, Fabaceae. Gene Ontology annotation, molecular function: DNA-binding transcription factor activity; DNA binding. The transcript has a single exon. The coding region runs from base 1 to 579 and encodes 192 amino acids.
AUGGACAUGCCUUCUUCUUCAAGAAGCUCUGCUACGACCUCCCAUGGCGCUUCAUCUUCUCCUUACAGGGGCGUUCGAAAGAGGAAGUGGGGCAAAUGGGUGUCUGAAAUCCGUGAGCCAGGCACCAAAACCAGAAUUUGGCUUGGAAGCUUCGAGACAUCGGAGAUGGCCGCGACAGCCUACGACGUUGCCGCUCUUCACUUCCGAGGUCGUGAUGCCAGGCUCAACUUCCCGGAGCUCGCCACAAGCCUUCCCCGUCCGGCGACCAAUAAUGCCGACGACAUUCGCAUGGCCGCACAUGAGGCUGCUUUGAGGCUGAGGACCAAUCCAGCAGCAGAAGGGGACGUGGUCGACCCAUCUGCCGGUGCCGUCGGCAUCCGUGGUGGGGUGGCGCCAGCCACCGUGAGGCUGUCACCGACACAGAUUCAGGCGAUCAAUGAGUCGCCAUUGGACUCACCGAAGAUGUGGAUGCAAAUGUCUGAGACACUGAUGCUGGAUGAACAGUAUCCGACGACGUUUGGGGAAAAUGAUGAUGAGACAUGGGAGAAUAUGCAGAGUGAUUCUCUUUGGGGUCCUUAA